Messenger RNA from Chlamydomonas reinhardtii, 7277 nucleotides. RefSeq lists its product as uncharacterized. Gene Ontology annotation, molecular function: ATP binding; nucleic acid binding; ATP hydrolysis activity. Gene Ontology annotation, cellular component: nucleus. The record is from RefSeq and is a predicted model, not a curated record. The coding region runs from base 229 to 6735 and encodes 2168 amino acids. Lineage: Eukaryota; Viridiplantae; Chlorophyta; Chlorophyceae; Chlamydomonadales; Chlamydomonadaceae. The transcript has 45 exons.
GUCCUCAACCUUAACGGAUACAUACGCAGCCGCCUUGUUGGGGUCUGUGAGUGCCAGUGUUUUGCGAGCAAAUUGCUCGCGCGCGAUAUAACGACCCUCACUUUGAAGACCAUCGUAAGCACCCAAACAACUGGCUGAAGCUUUUAGUUUCUAGAAAGGGCCGGGCGGCUCUUCUCGCCGAGGCGAGAGUGUUUUCCAGCCUGCCCAGCACAAGCUCUAGCAGCCAACAUGUCGAACAAGGAGCAAAAGGGAGGAGCUGAGGCAUAUGCCCGCUUCAAGCAGUUCGAUUACAAGGCGAACUCGAGUCUGGUGCUGACCGCGGACACCCGCACUCGCGAGUAUGCCACGGAGCCCAGCGGAGAGCCGGAGACGCUAUGGGGCCGCAUGAAGGGCAAGAUGGGCGACCGCGCUCAGCAGCAGCGGCCCGACAGCGAGCGCAAGGAGAAGGCGGCCAAGAAGAAGCGCGACGCGGCGGCGGCGGACCUGGAGCUGGCCGUGCCCAAGGGCCGCAAGCGGGCGGGGCAGGGGUCGGGCGGCAUCAGCGUGCUGGACCUGGACCAGGGCGGCCUGUACCGGCCGCGCACCAAGGAGACGCGGGAGGCCUAUGAGGCGCUGCUGGCCAUCAUCCACAGCCUGUUCGGGGAGCAGCCGCAGGACGUGCUGCGCGGCGCAGCUGACGAGGUGCUGGCUGUGCUGAAGAACAAGGACCUGCGCGACCCGGAGCGCCAGAAGGAGUGCGUGGGGCUGCUGGGCUCGUGCGAGGACGACAUGUUUGCGCGGCUGGUGGCGCUGGGCAAGCGCAUCACCGACUACGUCACCGAGGCAGAGGCCGCUCCCGGCGACGCGCUGGAUGAGGAGCUGGGUGUGGCGGUGGAGUUCGAGGAGGAGGAGGACGAUGACGGCGACGAGGCGGACGAGGUCGCGGAGGUGGAUGACGACGACGACGGCGAUGACAACGGCCCCUCGGAGACAGACCUGCGCACCACCGCUAUGGACGACGUGGACGCCGGCGAGGAGGCGCGCGACGACGGGCUUAAGGUGCAGGAGGUGGACGCCUACUGGCUGCAGCGCCGCAUCGCCAAGGCGCUGGGGCCCAGCGUGGACGCGCCCAAGGCGCAGGCGCUGGCGGAGCAGGUGCUGGGCGUGCUGGGCGGCCCGGACGACCAGCGCGCCGUGGAGAACGAGCUGGUGCUGAGCCUGGGCUUUGAGCACUUCGAGCUGAUCAAGGAGCUCAUCAAGAACAGGCUGAAGAUCGUGUGGUGCACCAAGCUGUCCCGCGCGGAGACGGAGGAGGAGCGCGAGCGCAUCGAGACGGAGAUGAGCGGCGCGCCCGACACCGCCGCCAUCCUGGCCGCACUGCGCGCCACGCGCACCUCGGCCCGCGACCGCCAGACCGCCAUGGAGCGCUCCAUCCGCGAGGAGGCGCGCCGGCUCAAGCAGGGAGAGGCGGGUGCCCGCGGCGAGACGGGCGCCGGCGCCGCCGCGGCUCGCCACACGGUGGCUCUGGACAGCCUGGCGUUCCGGCAGGGCAGCCACCUCAUGAGCAACAAGAGUGUGGCGCUGCCGCAGGGCUCCCAGCGCCGCGCCUACAAGGGCUAUGAGGAGGUGGAGGUGCCGGCGCUCAAGCCCAAGCCCUUCGCCGACAACGAGAAGCUGCGCAAGAUUGCGGAGCUGCCGGAGUGGGCUCGCGGCGCCUUCGCGGGCAUGGAGCAGCUGAACCGCAUCCAGAGCCGCGUGUGUGACUGCGCCAUGUUCAGCGGGGAGAACAUGCUGGUGUGCGCGCCCACGGGUGCGGGCAAGACCAACGUGGCCAUGUUGACCAUCAUGCACGAGCUGGGCUUGCACCUGCGGCCGGACGGCACCUUCGACACCUCCGCCUUCAAGAUCGUGUACGUGGCGCCCAUGAAGGCGCUGGUGGCUGAGAUGGUGGGCAACUUCACCAAGCGCCUCACCGAGAAGUACGGCAUCAAGGUGCGCGAGCUGACGGGCGACAUCAACCUGUCCAAGUCGGAGAUCGACGACACGCAGAUCAUCGUGACCACGCCGGAGAAGUGGGACAUCAUCACGCGCAAGAGCGACGACCGCACCUACGCCAACCUGGUGCGGCUGCUGAUCGUGGACGAGAUCCACCUGCUGCACGACGACCGCGGCCCGGUGCUGGAGUCCAUCAUCAGCCGCACCAUCCGCACCGUGGAGUCCACGCAGGAGAUGACGCGCAUCGUGGGGCUGUCCGCCACACUGCCAAACUACGAGGACGUGGCGGUGUUCCUGCGCGUCAAGCCCGACAAGGGCCUGUUCUACUUCGACAACACCUACCGCCCCUGCCCGCUGGCGCAGCAGUACAUUGGCGUGAGCGUCAAGAAGCCGCUGCAGCGCUUCCAGCUCAUGAACGAGAUCUGCUACAACAAGGUGCUGGAGAGCGCGGGGCGGCACCAGAUCCUGGUGUUCGUGCACAGCCGCAAGGAGACCGCCAAGACGGCGCGCUACAUCAAGGAGACGGCGCUGGCGGCGGACGCGCUCACGCGCUUCAUGAGCCGCGACAGCGCCAGCAGGGAGAUCCUGCAGGCAGAGGCGGAGAACUGCAAGGACAGCGACCUGCGUGACAUCCUGCCCUUCGGCUUCGGCAUCCACCACGCCGGCAUGAGCCGCGCCGACCGCACGCUGGUGGAGGACCUGUUCGCGGACGGCCACGUGCAGGUGCUGGUGAGCACGGCCACGCUGGCGUGGGGUGUGAACCUGCCGGCGCACACGGUGAUCAUCAAGGGCACGCAGAUCUACAACCCCGUCAAGGGCGCCUGGGACGAGCUGAGCCCGCAGGACGUGAUGCAGAUGAUGGGCCGCGCCGGCCGCCCGCAGUACGACUCGUUCGGCGAGGGCAUCAUCAUCACCGGCCACAACGAGCUGCAGUUCUACCUGUCGCUCUUCAACCAGCAGCUGCCCAUCGAGAGCCAGUUCAUCAAGUCCCUGGCCGACAACAUGAACGCGGAGAUCGUGCUGGGCACCGUGUCGAACCUGAAGGACGCGGCGCACUGGCUGGGCUACACCUACCUGUACGUGCGCAUGCUGCGCUCGCCGGCCCUGUACGGCGUGCCCCCAGCCGACCUGGACACAGACCCGCUGCUGCAGGAGCGGCGGCUGGACCUGGCCCACAGCGCGGCGCUGCUGCUGGACAAGCACGGCCUGGUGCGGUACGACCGCAAGACCGGCAACUUCCAGACCACGGACCUGGGCCGCAUCGCCUCCCACUACUACGUGUCCUACACCACCAUCGCGCACUUCAACGAGCACCUCAAGCCCACCAUGACGGACAUCGAGCUGCUCCGCCUCUUCAGCCUGGCGGAGGAGUUCAGGUACAUGGUGGUGCGCGACGAGGAGAAGCUGGAGCUGGCCAAGCUGGUGGAGCGGGUGCCCAUCCCCGUCAAGGAGAGCCUGGACGAGCCCACAGCCAAGGUCAACGUGCUGCUGCAGGCCUACAUCUCCAACCUGAAGCUGGAGGGCCUGGCGCUGGCCUCCGACAUGGUGUACGUGACCCAGUCCGCCGGCCGCCUCAUGCGCUGCCUGUUUGAGAUCUGCCUGCGCCGCGGCUGGGCGGGCCUCACGGACCGCGCGCUGGCGCUGUCCAAGAUGGUCACCUACCGCAUGUGGGGCAGCCAGACGCCGCUGCGCCAGUUCAAGGGCGUGCCCAACGACGUGCUUGUCAAGCUGGAGAAGCGUGACCUGCCCUGGGAGCGCUUCUACGACCUGUCCAGCCAGGAGCUGGGCGAGCUCAUCCGCGCGCCCAAGAUGGGCAAGUCGCUGCACAAGCUCAUCCACCAGUUCCCGCGGGUUGAGCUGGCGGCGCACGUGCAGCCCAUCACGCGCACAUGCCUCAAGAUCGACCUCACCAUCACGCCCGACUUUGCGUGGGAGGACAAGGUGCACGGCUUCGUGGAGCCGUUCUGGAUCUUUGUGGAGGACCAGGACUCGGAGCAGACGCUGCACUACCAGUACUGGCUGCUGAAGAAGACGGCGGCGGCGGCGGGCGAGGAGCACGUGGUGGCCUUCACGGUGCCCAUCACAGAGCCCGUGCCGCCGCAGUUCUUCAUCCGCGUGGUGUCGGACCGCUGGCUGGGCUGCGAGGCCACCCUGCCCGUGUCCUUCAGGCACCUGAUCCUGCCCACGAAGUUCCCUCCGCCCACGGAGCUGCUGGACCUGCAGCCGCUGCCGGUGUCGGCGCUGCGCAACGCCGCCUUCGAGGCGCUGUACAAGGGGCUGGCCACCUUCAACCCCAUCCAGACGCAGGUGUUCACUGCGCUGUACAACAGCGACGACAACGCGCUGGUGGCGGCGCCCACCGGCAGCGGCAAGACCAUCUGCGCCGAGUUCGCCAUCCUGCGCAUGUUGGCGCGCGCGGCGGAGGGCAAGUGCACCGCGCGCUGCGUGUACAUUGCGCCGCACGAGGCGCUGGCCAAGGACGUGGCUGAGGCGUGGGGCGCCAAGUUCGGCGAGGGGCUGGGCGUGGAGGUGACGGCGUUGACGGGCGACACGGCCGCCGACCUCAAGCUGCUGGAGCGGGGCAACGUGGUGGUGGCCACGCCCGUGCAGUGGGACAUGAUCAGCAGGAGGUGGAAGCAGCGCAAGAACGUCAAGGACGUGGCGCUGUUUGUGGUGGACGAGCUGCACCUGAUCGGCGGCCCCAAGGGCCCCACGCUGGAGGUCAUCACCAGCCGCAUGCGCUACAUCUCCAGCCAGCAGGACAAGCCCAUCCGCAUCGUGGGCCUGUGCCACUCCACCUCCAACGCCAAGGACCUGGGCGACUGGAUCGGCGCCACCUCCCACGGCCUGUUCAACUUCCCGCCCGGCUCGCGCCCCGUGCCGCUGGAGGUGCACGUGCAGGGCUUCGACAUCACCAACUUCGAGGCGCGCAUGCAGGCCAUGUCGCGGCCCACCUACUCGGCCAUCUGCUCCCACGCGGCCGGCCAGAAGCCGGCGCUGGUGUUUGUGCCCACGCGCAAGCACGCCCGCCUGGCAGCACUGGACCUGCUCACGUACGCCGCGGCGGACGGCGAGCCGCUCAAGUUCUGCGCCGCCUCCGAGUCCGACCUGGCGCCCUACCUGCCCCGCGUGCGCGACCCGGCGCUGCGGCACGCGCUGCAGUACGGCGUGGCGUUCUGCCACGAGACCAUGCCGGCCGGCGACCAGCACGUGGUGCGGCUGCUGUUCGAGAGCGGCGCCAUCCAGGUGCUGGUGGCCACUGCGGCGCUGUGCUGGGGCCUGGGCAGUGUGGCGGCGCACCUGGUGGUGGUGGCGGGCACGCAGUACUACGACGGCAGUGGGCUAGGCGCCAGCGACUACCCCAUCACCGACCUCAUACAGAUGAUCGGGCGGGCCAGCAGGCCGCAGGUUGACGACUGCGGCAAGGUGGUGCUGAUGUGCGCGGCGCACCGCAAGGAGUACUACAAGCGCUUCCUGCUGGAGCCGCUGCCGGUGGAGAGCCACCUGGACCACUACCUGCACGACCACUUUGUGGCGGAGAUCGUGACCAAGACCAUAGAGAACAAGCAGGACGCGGUGGACUACCUGACCUGGACGUUCUACUACCGGCGGCUGGCCCAGAACCCCAACUACUACAACAUGGCGGGCGUGAGCCACCGCCACCUGUCCGACCACCUGUCGGAGCUGGUGGAGAACACGCUGUCAGACCUGGAGACAAGCAAGGUCAUCUCCAUUGAGGACGACAUGGAGCUGUCCCCGCUCAACCUGGGCAUGAUCGCCGCCUACUACUACAUCGCCUACACCACCAUUGAGCUGUUCGCGGCCUCGCUCACAGCCAAGACCAAGACCAAGGGCCUGCUGGAGAUCCUGGCCAACGCCAGCGAGUUCGACGGGCUGGAGGUGCGCCCCGGCGAGGAGACGGCGCUGCAGAAGCUGAUCAACCACGCGGUGGUGGCGAUGAGCCAGCCGCGGCUGGGCGACCCGCACACCAAGGCCAACGCGCUGCUGCAGGCGCACUUCAGCCGCACGGGUCUGGGCGGCGACCUGCAGCUGGACCAGCGCGAGGUGGUGCGCGACAGCGUCAAGCUGCUGCAGGCCAUCGUGGACGUGAUCGCCUCCAACGGCUGGCUGUCGCCCGCCCUAGCCGCCAUGGAGAUGAGCCAGAUGGUGACGCAGGCGCUGUGGGAGAAGGACAGCCCGCUGCUGCAGCUGCCGGGCGUCACGCCCGAGGUGGCGGCGCGCCUGGAGGCGGCCGAGUGCGGCAGCGUGUUCGAGCUGUUGGAGAUGGAGGACGCGGCGCGGCGGGAGGCGCUGGGGCCGGACUUCAGCGAGGAGGCGCUGGUGGAGCUGGCCAAGGUGGCCAACCGCUACCCCGACAUCAACGUGUCGUACGAGGUGGUGGGCGGCGAGGAGGAGGUGCUGCCGGGCGAGAGCGUGACGGUGGUGGUGGCGCUGGAGCGCGAGAUGGACGAGGAGGCGGGCGGCGAGGUGGGCCCGGUGCCGGCGCCGCACUACCCCGGCCGCCGCGACGAGGGCUGGUGGCUGGUGGUGGGCGACGCCAAGUCCAACAGCCUGCUGGCCAUCAAGCGGGUCAACCUGGGCAAGGCGGCCAAGACCAAGCUGGAGUUCGCUGCGCCCGCCGCCGCCGCCGGCACCGCCUCACUCACACUGUACUUCAUGUGCGACAGCUGGCUGGGCUGCGACCAGGAGUACGAGUUCAAACUCAAGGUGGCGGCCAACGAUGACGCCAUGGAGCAGUAGCAACUUCAGAGAGGCGAUGACGGUGGCUUAGCGCGCAGCUUGGAGGUUGUGUGAGAGACGUAGGGACGUGCGAAGGAGCCGGCGGGCAUGGGUGCUGGUGGAAGGGCUGGAGAGUGAGGAGGUGAUACCUGUGAGUAUGGAACGCGUACCGUAUCACAUGCAGUGUGCGGGGGCAGCGGCGGGUGUAAAGCGUGUUGGCGAUGGCGCAAGUGACGGCAGUUGCAGAAGUGGGUGGAUGUAUUGAUUCCGCACAACACGGGGUGUCAGCCAACUGGUGACGGCCAUUCUUCAGGCACAUCGUUGGCAUACGUCGCCUUGAGACCAGUGGCUGGCAGUUGAUAGCUAGGCCAGAGUUCGUGUCUCGAUUCACCUGGAGCAUGCAGGGUAGAACAUAUAACAGAUUGAUUCCGGUACUUGCUUGCGCAAACACGUUGUUGGUAACACGAGAAUGAGGGUCAAUAGCAUCUACUUGACUGAGAAACAUGUACGGUAAGCGCUCGCGGCUGGCUGAGAUCAACAGGAUACUCUACUCUGACAAAUGU